CAGGGUGAGGAGUGCCCUCCAUAGUGUGCAUACUUAGAUGUGUGUAUGACUGCCUGAAAGACUAAAGUUUGUCAUUUAUGCAUAUAAUCUAAUAACAUGUCUCAUACUCAUUGGGCUGAUUCUGAGGAAAUAAGCAUCCAUACAUCCUGCUGGACAAUGACCAAAAGGACUUUCUUUCUGCUGGUUAUUUUGGGCUUUUGUGCCAUGUGGCAGAAGGCAGAUGCUCAGAUCACUUUAGGUAAACCUAAAUUCCAUGUUCCCUCGAGAAGUCUUGUGGACUCAUAUGAGGAUUUUUACUGCGAACUUGACAAGAUUCUAACAAACCAGACUAUUCUGUACCAGUGGUUUAAGGAAGGUAAUUUAAAUAAGCCUCUGGGGGAAUACAGCUCUCACAGCCAAGAACCAGCCACAUUUCCUGUUCAUGUUAAGCUUGCUUAUGAUGGAAAGUUAAUAUGCAAGGCCAGUGUGCAAAACGACUCCAAGAUCAUGCCCACCUUCAGCGACUUGAUGGAAUUCAAAGUAUUGGUUCCUGUGGAAGGUGCACACAUCAUAUCAAGCCCCACUGUGGGAGAUCUCUGGGAAGGAGAUAGUCUGACUCUGCAGUGUAAUAUAACUAAAGGGAAUUACGUAUUAUAUGACUGGCUCCUGAAUGGUGUGCAGCUCCUGAACGACAGUUCUAACAACCAAUUUACUAUUCCAAGGCUUUCCAGCCAGAACAGUGGAAUAUAUGCCUGUCUUGCUAAAAACAACCUUAAUGAGACACAUGAAUACACCGACGAGAGUGAGGGAAGGAAUGUUCAUGUUAAAGAGUACCUGUCAACGGCUGAAAUCUCAUUUGAGGUUGUCAAGGAUGCCAAGGGAAACUUUAGCGCAUACGUGAAAUGCCAGGUUGCAAAAGGAUCCCCGUCCAUAAACUAUACCCUGUUCAUAAACAACCGUAAUGCUCAUGUAGUCAGCAGUGAACACCAGCAUGCCUCAUUUCCAGUGCCCAUUGUACUGGACCAAGACAUGGGCAGAGUGUAUUGCCAAGCAGAUAAUGGGAAAACACCAGUGCAGAGCAGAGAACUGAAACUCGCAGUGGAGUCAGUAGGGGGCCCUGUGAGAAUAAGACUGGAAAAAGCUGUAAGGCAGGACUUCGAAGUGUAUGGUGUAUGGCUCUAUUGCAGUGUGGAGAAAGGAAUGUUUCCCCGAUACUACUGGUUCUGCAAUGAGAAAAGACUGGAGAACCAAGGGCCGUUUUACAGAACAUUCCACCCAAACGACGCAGGCCUCAUGGUCACGUUGCACCCACUCAGUGCUGGGUUCUACCACUGCGAGGCCUUUAACUCAUUUGACAACACUACAGGAGUGAGCAGUCCAGUGACUCUGAUUACUUAUGAAGCGUUUAACAAAAUACCAACUGCAGUGGCAGCCACCGUUUUCACCUUUUUCUCGCUGCUGAUUUGUGCCGUGUUAGCUUGUUGCAUUUAUGGAGUGGUGUUACGAAGAAGGCAAGCCAGGAAAUAUAUGUUUAGGUUAAAGGACUUCACAGACAUGCAUGGUGUAGUGGAUGAUGAGAGUGUUGAUGAUAAGAUUGAGGAGAUUGAGGAGAUUGAAGAGGAUGAAUAUGAAGAAAUAGAACAUGAAGACCUGGAUACAGAGGCAUAUACUGAAGAUAUGGAGGUUGUACAAGCCUCCAUGAUGGAAGACUCAGAUAAGAGUGAAGAGGAGGAAGAGAACAACUUAGAUAAUUACAGUUUCUGAAUAUUAAAUAUAUAAAGUUACUGAACAAUUUAAUUAUUGCAUAAUGUUUGAAUACAGUAGUGUUAACAUUACAAAAAUAAACAUAACAUAUACAAUACAGUGGGGUCCAAAAGUCUGAGACCACAUUGAAAAUCUGGGAUUUUUUUUAUUUAUUCAAAACUGGAAAUAAACAGAAAGUUUUAGAAUUUUGAAAGGUCUAAAAACAAACAAAAAAAAAAAGAAAUGUGCAACGUCUUGACUAAUCAAUAUUCAAGCUGUUGCACAAUUUCUAGGUCCCUGUUUAAAUUUUAAGCAAAUUUGUAAUAUUGACCAUGUUAACUCCUUUGUACAAAAGGUCAGAUUUUCUGUGAUUCUUAUGCCUUCCACUGAAGCACAUGCUCAGACGACACACUGAUGGAUUUGAUUUAACAUGGAUCAUCAGGUUUUACACAAACUUGUGAAGUCUGUGUAAGGUCGAGGGGUACAAUCCGAGGAUGUUCAUAGUCUUGGUGAUGUUACUUAACUAGUCUGCUUUUCUACUGUUGCUGUCCUGUGAGUUUGCUCAAAAAUGGCUGAUACACAAUAGAAAAUACACAAGCUCUUGUAGAUACUGCAUACAAUUUUUGUAUAAGAAAAUCUUACAGUUAGGUUAGAGUUUUGUUUGUUGUUAUAUCACAGUGACAUUUAAUAAAAUCUUUAUGUUCUUUA
Messenger RNA from Pangasianodon hypophthalmus (striped catfish), 2430 nucleotides. RefSeq lists its product as uncharacterized. Bases 97 to 1743 code for a protein of 548 amino acids. The transcript has 11 exons. The record is from RefSeq and is a predicted model, not a curated record. NCBI's taxonomy places the organism in Eukaryota, Metazoa, Chordata, Actinopteri, Siluriformes, Pangasiidae.